AUGUUCGGGAUCCAGGAGCAGCUGAUAAGAGAAGUAAGCGGAUUAAAAGAGAGAAGUCUUGGAGAGGAGAUGGAUCCAGUCCGGUCGUGGGUGCGCAAUGUCGGGGUUGUGGAUGCGAACGUCGCAGCGCAAAGUGGAGUUGCUCUGUCAAGAGCUCAUUUUGAGAAGCAGCCGCCUUCAAAUCUCAGAAAAUCCAACUUCUUCCACUUUGUUCUGGCGCUCUAUGACAGACACGGCCAACCUGUGGAGGUGGAGAGGACAGCUUUUGUGGACUUUGUUGAACAUGAAAAGGAGCAGACGGGAGAAAAGACCAACAACGGCACUCACUACAAGCUGCAGCUUCUCUACAGUAACGGGGUUCGUACCGAGCAAGAUCUGUAUGCACGACUUAUUGACUCCGUCACCAAACAGCCCAUAUCAUAUGAGGGACAAAACAAGAAUCCAGAAAUGUGCAGAGUUCUGCUCACACACGAGGUUAUGUGCAGUCGCUGCUGUGAGAAGAAAAGCUGCGGCAAUCGAAAUGAGACGCCCUCUGAUCCGGUCAUUAUUGAC
This is a messenger RNA of Menidia menidia (Atlantic silverside), 552 nucleotides long. The record is from the annotation of a GenBank genome assembly. Lineage: Eukaryota; Metazoa; Chordata; Actinopteri; Atheriniformes; Atherinopsidae.